This is a messenger RNA of Anarrhichthys ocellatus (wolf-eel), 1562 nucleotides long. RefSeq names its product serine/threonine protein kinase 26. Gene Ontology annotation, biological process: negative regulation of cell migration; protein phosphorylation. The record is from RefSeq and is a predicted model, not a curated record. Gene Ontology annotation, molecular function: protein serine/threonine kinase activity; ATP binding. The transcript is spliced from 12 exons. NCBI's taxonomy places the organism in Eukaryota, Metazoa, Chordata, Actinopteri, Perciformes, Anarhichadidae. The coding region runs from base 319 to 1539 and encodes 406 amino acids. Gene Ontology annotation, cellular component: Golgi apparatus; cytoplasm.
CCCCUCGUCAUCCUCCUCGUUUUGCUCAACAGUUCUUUUUAUGUGUUGCUGCUGCAGAGACUCUCAACAGGUCGUGUUUUGUAGUUUGCUCAUUUCUCUCUUUUUUCUACUGCAAAAACACACCGCCCUGUUUUUUUCCUUCUUAUCGGAUACAUCUCUUCCACUUUCUUCGUCGAAGUUAAACCUAAUUUCUUUUUGGAGUUUAUUUUUUCUCUCGAGGAGGAGGAGGUAGAAAGAAAGCAGGAAUCAAGAGUAGAAGAAGGAGAAGAAGGGGAAGAAGAAGAAGAAGAAGAAAACACACACCUGGAGGAGUAAACCAUGGAAGUUCCUGGUAUGCAGAAUUCUCAGAUCGAUCCGGAGGAGUUGUUCACUAAAUUGGAUCGCAUUGGAAAAGGAUCUUUUGGAGAGGUAUUCAAAGGAAUCGAUAACCGUACUCAGAGCGUAGUUGCCAUAAAGACGAUAGAUCUGGAGGAGGCUGAGGACGAGAUCGAGGACAUCCAGCAGGAGAUCACCGUUCUGAGUCAGUGCGACAGUCCGUACAUCACCAAGUACUUCGGCUCCUAUCUGAAGGGCAGUAAACUAUGGAUUAUUAUGGAGUAUCUGGGUGGAGGUUCAGCGCUCGACUUGCUUCGGGCGGGUCCGUUUGAUGAGUCCCAGAUUGCCACCAUGCUGAAGGAGAUCCUGAAGGGUCUGGACUACCUGCACUCUGAGAAGAAGAUCCACAGAGACAUCAAAGCUGCCAACGUGCUGCUGUCGGAGCACGGCCAGGUGAAGCUGGCGGACUUCGGGGUGGCCGGUCAGCUGACGGACACGCAGAUCAAGAGGGAAACCUUCGUGGGAACGCCGUUCUGGAUGGCGCCCGAGGUCAUCCAGCAGUCCGCCUACGACUCCAAGGCCGAUAUUUGGUCGCUGGGCAUCACGGCCAUCGAGCUCGCCAAGGGUGAACCCCCGAACUCGGACAUGCAUCCCAUGCGAGUGCUGUUCCACAUCCCCAAGUCUCCUCCUCCGACGCUGAGCGGAGAUUUCUCCAAGAGCUUCAAGGAGUUCACCGAGGCGUGCCUGAACAAGGACCCAACCUUCCGUCCAACAGCCAAAGAGCUCCUCAAACACAAGUUCAUCAUCAAACACUGUAAGAAGACGUCCUACCUCAGCGAGUUGAUUGACAGGUACAGGCGGUGGAAGGAGGAGGGGCACAGCGGCAGCAGCUCCGACGACUCAGACGGUGAGUCCAGUAAUAAGGAGAACAGCGACUCACCUGAGUGGUCUUUCACCGUGGUCCGUAAGCCGAAGACACCGAAGGCACCGAAGGAAGGGACAGUCCUCAAUGGAACGGGUCAGGACCAGCUGACUAAAUCUGCCAGUCUGACCACAGUCAUCUCUCCUGUCUUCACUGAGUUGAAGCAGCAGCACAAGGAGCACUCUGAGCAGCGAUUGGCCAUCGAGGAGCUUGAACGCAACAUCCGAUUGGCUGAAGAGGUCUGUCCCGGCAUCACGGACAGGAUGGUCACACACAUCAUUGCCAGAUUCGCGACCAACUGAGGGACUCGAAAAAGUUUUUUGGG